Molecule: messenger RNA, 414 nt
Organism: Amoebophrya sp. A120
Lineage: Eukaryota; Dinophyceae; Syndiniales; Amoebophryaceae
Source: the annotation of a GenBank genome assembly
CACGAGCACACGUCGGCGUGGUGUAGUCACAGCGAGAAACGAAGAUCCAGAUGAGCCUACAGAAGAUACCCUCGCAGCCUUUGAAGGGACAUUUUCAGACGCGGAGUGCAGGAGCCCGCUGGCCUCCCAAAUCCAAAACGGUUCGGCAAAGUGCCACUUUGCGAUUUUCGGUCCUGACUACCCGAAAGCUUCGAUGAAAUUACAGCGGGACGACCACGGUAGUAGAAGAAGGCAGUCAUUUUGCGCCACAAACACCAAUCGCUUUUUUGAACCGAUCGGAAUGAGCCCCUGCUCUUCAUCAAAAGCGGAUAUAAUUGAGGAUCCAAGACGUCGGCUAUUGGUCGAGGACGUUGUGCUGAAAGAGCCGAAGGCCAGGAUGAAAGCAGAACUCAUGCGUGGGUUGGAGAAGAACAG